Molecule: messenger RNA, 1257 nt
Organism: Rhipicephalus sanguineus (brown dog tick)
Lineage: Eukaryota; Metazoa; Arthropoda; Arachnida; Ixodida; Ixodidae
Product: sulfotransferase 1C2A
Exons: 2
Coding region: 246-1229 (327 amino acids)
Biological process (GO): sulfation
Cellular component (GO): cytoplasm
Molecular function (GO): sulfotransferase activity
Source: RefSeq, a predicted model, not a curated record
CACGCACACACACACACACGCACGCGCACACACACACACACACUCACACACAGAGGUACUGCGUGGUGCCAAGGUAUAUAAUAAUCCCUCGAAUUCAUGGCAUACUACUUCAGCGGAAAUUCCGCAACACACCAUACCAUAGACCAAGAACAAGCGUUGGUUAAUCUACUCAUUUUACUGAGCAACUACGGCGUUCCUGACAAUAACGAUCUCCAUCAACCUUCGUUUGCUUGGAAAGGACCGUAAUGCCUUAUAACACACCUGAUAUCACGCCACGUCUGAGACCUUUCUGCCAGGUCAUUGAUGGUGUCAAGCGUUGCCCGCUGAUCACGAAAGAACGACUUGACGACAUUAUGAAAUUUGCACCUCAGGAAGGUGACGUACUGCAGCUGUCGUACCCAAAGACAGGGGCGCAUUGGAUUCAGUUCACUGUGCAGGCCAUCAUACAGGGAGGCGAAGUAGUUGAGAGUUACGACGAUUUUACGGCAGUGACCUGCUUUCUCGACUACGUCGGCUUACAAGACUGGAAGCGCCUUUCUUCGACACCUCUGGGCUUGUAUAUGUCCCACGUUCUCCCUCCGCUGAAAAAUUUGAAUUCAGAAGCAAAGUAUAUUUACAUAGCUCGAAACCCAUGGGACUGCUGCGUCUCCUUCUAUCACAUGGUGAAGGAGCUUGACAUCUACUCCUUCAAGGAGGGAUCUUUUGACGACUUCUUUGAGUGUUUUAUUGAAGGGGAUUUCGGCUAUGGCGAUUACUUCGAGCACCUGCUUUACGGAUACGGACUGAGAAACAGGCCCAACGUGCUGUUUCUCACCUACGAAGAAAUGAAGACAGAUAGCCGAGGCACGGUGCUGCGCAUUGCACAUUUCAUCGGAAAGCAUUACGCGAAAGAAUUGGAAGAGAACACUGAACUACUGGAAAAUUUGCUCAGCAAGCUAACAGUGGAACGUACAAAGGGCAUCUUGGUGCUCAACCUGGCUGGUCAUAAGAACCCAAAGAUCGAUGCCAAGAUCAAGGAGCGCAAUUUGACGGCGUCCGUAGGCUUUGGGGGAUGUCGCACUAGGCUUCCGUUUGUGAGAAAGGGUGAAAUUGGUGGCUGGAAAGACUAUUUUAGCUCAGAGCAACUAGUGCGCAUGGAAGAGACAAUUGUACGCAAGACCUCUGGCUCGGACGUAAUGGACAUCUGGGCUAAUGUGCGUGAAGAAGCGCGCCGCCUAUCCAUAAAUUGACCUUGUGCUCGCUCCAUAACGAACCAUG